Molecule: messenger RNA, 1417 nt
Organism: Colletotrichum godetiae
Lineage: Eukaryota; Fungi; Ascomycota; Sordariomycetes; Glomerellales; Glomerellaceae
Product: Alpha/Beta hydrolase protein
Exons: 2
Coding region: 255-1172 (305 amino acids)
Molecular function (GO): hydrolase activity
Source: RefSeq, a predicted model, not a curated record
CAGAGAGAUAUUAGCGCGCGCGCGCGGGGAAACCCGACAUUUGGCCGUGCAAGAUGAGUAAACGUACAUGUAUGGACGUACGUCCUUUGCGCCGGGGGCGGCGGGCGGGCAGUCGUUGCGUCACAUUGCCUUUACUCCGCGUCAAAUAUUAGCCGCAUGUAAUCGCAAAGGGCGUCAACAACCAUCUUGAUAUUAUAAAUCGCAGGAAACCGCCUCACAUUCAUCUACAGAAAAGCCAAAGACAAGAAGAAAUCAUGACGACCUUUGAAGGCUUCUCCCCCUUCACAGUAACAACCCAAACCUCCCCCGACGUCGUAAUCCACGGCAUCAAAAGCGGCGACGCCUCUUCCUCCCUCCCACCGUUACUCCUCCUCCACGGCUUCCCACAAAGCCACCACAUCUGGCACAGCGUCGCAACCGCCGUAAAGGACAGGUACACCGUCAUAGCAAUCGACAUCCGCGGCUACGGCAACAGCUCGAAACCAGAUGGCGUAGCCUCUUACGCCAAAUCUGCCAUGGCUCGAGACUGCAUCGCCGUCAUGGACUCCCUCGGCUACAGCAACAACACUCCAUUCUUCGUCUGCGCCCACGACCGCGGCGCAAGGGUCGCGCACAAGUUAUGCGUAGACAACCCGACCCGCAUCAAAAAGGCACUCUUCCUAGACAUAUGCCCCACGCUCGUAAUGUACAAGACCACGAACCUCGACUUUGCAAAAGCCUACUUCCACUGGUUCUUCCUGAUUCAGCCCGCCCCGCUCCCGGAAACACUCAUCAACGCCGCGCCCCGCCGGUUCCUGGAACUCUUCAUGGGCGGACGGCAACUCAGCAAGGGCCUAGAGAUUUUCAGAGAGGCGGAUUUCGAGUUCUAUGCGCAGGUCAUGGGGCAGCCGGAGGCCGUGAGUGCCAUGUGUAACGACUACCGCGCGAGCGCGACGCUGGAUCUGGAGGAGGCGGAGGAGGAUUUGAAAGAAGGGAGGGUGUUGAGGACGCCGCUUGUUGUGCUUUGGGGGAAGCACGGGGUUAUUGAAAAGUGUUUUGAUGCGGUGGGGGAGUGGAGGAAGGUGGCUGGGGAGGGGGUUGAGGUCGAGGGACAGAGUGUUGAUAGUGGGCAUUAUAUUCCGGAGCAGGCGCCUGAGGAGGUUGUCAAGGCGAUUGAGGAGUUUUUUGUGUGAGUUUGUAGAUGUCCUUGAGGUUGGCAGGAAGGUCUUGUUGACGUGAGAUGGGCUCUGUGGAUUGGGGCAAAGGAAGAAUGAACAUGUUUUAGCCUUCAAUUUGGCGUUCACAGUAAUAUAGCAAGCAUGAUGAACCCACGUGGUGAUGAAGGUUACUCGCGAUAUGAUCAUUAUUCUUAGUGAAAGUGGCAAUAGUGAUGAUAGUAGCGGUAAGCCUGGCUGGCAGUGGCACACCAUCCUAUGCC